Molecule: messenger RNA, 3162 nt
Organism: Biomphalaria glabrata
Lineage: Eukaryota; Metazoa; Mollusca; Gastropoda; Planorbidae
Product: histone deacetylase 3-like
Exons: 14
Coding region: 107-1399 (430 amino acids)
Molecular function (GO): histone deacetylase activity
Source: RefSeq, a predicted model, not a curated record
CAAUUUUAUCUUUAAAACGAAAGAGGUCACCGGAUUCAAAACAAAGUAAAAUCUAGACUAGACUCUAGUUAUGAUUGUUUUGUAAACAUAAGUCAUAAGAAAGAAAAUGACAACUAUUGCGUAUUUUUAUGACCCUGAAGUUGGGAACUUUCACUAUGGUCCAGGUCAUCCCAUGAAGCCACACAGAAUUUCUCUCACACAUAGUCUUGUACUCCGAUAUGGAUUACAUAAAAAAAUGAAAUUAUACAGACCCUAUCAAGCUACAGAACGAGACAUGUGUCGAUUUCAUUCGGAUGACUACAUUCAAUUUUUAAGUUCAGUGACCCCACAGAAUGUUCAGAACUACACCAAAUAUCUUUCCUUGUAUAAUGUUGGAGAAGACUGUCCUGUGUUUGAUGGAAUGUUUGACUUCUGCAAGAUGUACACUGGGGCUUCGCUAGAGGGCGCUGCUAAGUUAAAUAAUAAUCAAUGCGACAUAGCCAUCAACUGGUCCGGUGGACUCCAUCAUGCCAAGAAGUAUGAGGCUUCUGGAUUCUGUUAUGUGAAUGACAUUGUUAUUGCCAUACUGGAACUUUUGAAAUAUCAUCCUCGUGUUCUGUACAUUGACAUAGACAUUCAUCAUGGUGAUGGCGUGCAGGAAGCUUUUUAUCUAACUGACAGGGUGAUGACAGUCUCAUUUCAUAAGUAUGGUCAAUACUUCUUCCCUGGAACAGGUGAUAUGUAUGAAGUUGGCGCUGAGAGUGGCAGAUAUUAUUCCGUCAAUGUUCCCCUUCUGACAGGAAUUGAUGACACUAAUUAUUUACAAGUUUUCAAACCAAUCAUAAAUAGCGUUAUGGAGUUCUAUAGACCUACAGUUGUUGUCCUGCAGUGUGGUGCUGACUCCCUUGGAAGUGAUAGACUUGGAUGUUUCAAUCUCAGUAUCAAAGGUCACGGGGAAUGCGUCGAAUAUGUUAAGUCUUUCAAUCUGCCGCUCUUGGUUCUAGGAGGGGGUGGAUACACCAAAAGGAACGUAGCUCGCUGCUGGACCUAUGAAACAGCAGUGGUGCUUGGAGAACAAAUUAGCAAUGAAAUACCUUACAAUGAAUAUCUGGAAUACUUUGGACCUGAUUUCUUACUGCAUCCAGAAAUAUUUACAAAACAAGAAAAUUUGAACACAAGACAGUAUCUGGAUAACAUCAAGUCCAGCGUGAUGGAGAACUUAAAAAUGUUGACAGCAGCCCCUAGUGUCCAAAUGCAGGACAUUCCUUCAGACUUGUUGAGCCUUGAGAACACAGAAGAACCAGACCCUGAUGUCAGGAACUCAACAGAUGAUCUCGAUAAAAGGAUUGAACCAAAUAAUGAGUUUUAUGAUGGAGAUAAAGACAACGAUAAAGAAAAUGACGGCUACCUUGAUGUUUGACCACAACUCAACCAGACCACAUGGUCAUCUUUCAAACUUCCUGAUACUACAACUCAACCAGACCACACAAUCAUCCAUCUUUCAAACUUCCUGAUAUAUGAGCUGGUCUCAGGCACAGGCUGUCUAACGUAUAAAUAGCUUUCACAGAUGAGACAAUACUGUUAGAAUGUUUAGCAUGAGUAUGUAGGCUGGGAAGUACAGUAAUGUAGCAUGUUGACUUUACCUUAGAGAUAUAAAAGAGUCAAUGAUAUAGACGCCCCACAGUUCACACAACAGCUCUGUAACAGAAAUAUCAAACAUUUGCUUGUCAGUGCUGUUCAUAUUAUAACCUACAAGAGUACCAUUAUUUCUGACUUAUCUAAAUUAAUGUUAAAAAUAAAAUUAAAAAACUAGAGUUUCUAAAAGUUGGGGUGUAUUCUUAUUACAUCUCACAGUGUUGGGCUUGUGUAUAGCUGAUAUUAAUUACGAUAAGUUUUGCAAUGAAAGAAAGUGUAGGUUUAACAUACAACUGAAAUCUUUGUGACAUGGGAACAAGUAUUCCUCUUCAUCACUUGUUUACUUAGAGCUCAGAGAUGAUCUGUAUCCUGAACAUUUUAAAUCAUUCAUUGCCUGUUAAGCACAGUCCUGUUCAAAGCUGUAUAUUUGUAAAUAUAUAGUCACUUUUUCCCACUGGCCUAAAUAACUGCCAAGAAUGUGUUUGAUUGAUCUUAAACACAAUAGUAUGCAGUUAGUAAAGUUUUGUCUAUUGUGUUGUUUUUUUAAAUCUAAUUUCAACUGUUGUGUUAUCUUUUAAAUCUGUUAUUUUUACUGGAUUAUGAAUUAGAAUAGAUCACAAGGUCUAAAAGGUGAACUUACUUUAAUAUGAAUUAGAAUGUUAAUGCUUAACACUGCCAGAUUAAAUGCAUUUUAGUAUCUUGAGAAUUAUGUGGAAAAAUCUGUAAAAAUGGAUUAGAUGAAGAAAUAGCUGUAGGAAUCCAAAAAUGAUUAAGUGAAAAAGAACAAAAUGAGUGGAUAGUACUGAUAGUGGAUAGUACUGAUCGUAGAGCCAAUGUGUGAAACUGAAAUAAAUGAUUGUCUAUAACUAUUAGACAAAAUGAUUUUUAUCCACAAAAAAAAAACAAAAAAACAAGAAAUCCAAGUCUGAUGUUGCUUUUCAUUUACCUCUUGCAUAGCUCCAUCCUUACUUGGAUCAUGUCCUAGCUAAAAGAGCAGAACUACUGGGUUACUUAAAGUAGUGAUACUGUUUUGACAUAUUACCACAUAUUAAAGACUUUACUGUAUCUUCACGUUUUGGAUGUAAUUUCUUUAUUUCUGUUGGUACAAGGACUCAUGAGUUUGUGACUUUUUCGAUGAAGUUUAAGAGUAAGAAAUGUACAUAGUUUAGUUUUUGUAUCAAUCAUUGUGUGACUAUUGUGAGUGGAUGUGAGAUUAUGUGCAUUGAUAAUGUUUUUUUUAAUAACAGUAGCACCUGAUUGUUUGUGUCUGUAACCUAUAUAUAUAACUUGAGAUUUAUCUCAGGAUGUGACAAUGCAGAAAAAAUUUUACAAAUAGGAAUCUUUGCGAAAUAAAAAAAAAAUGUUAAUACUUGUCUGUGGUUUUGCUAUAAAUAAACAUUUCACCUGUCAAACCAUACAUUCAAUGUGUAUUAAAAUGAUGAAUUCUUGACAAACUGUUUUCUUGUCCUGUAAUGUCACCAUAGUUUGUAAUUUUUUAUUGACUCAAAACAUACAUUUCAUACAUUAAAAAAUCUGUUGCAAAACGGG